Messenger RNA from Peromyscus eremicus (cactus mouse), 1023 nucleotides. Its product is annotated as rab GDP dissociation inhibitor beta-like. Gene Ontology annotation, cellular component: cytoplasm. The record is from RefSeq and is a predicted model, not a curated record. The transcript has 2 exons. Gene Ontology annotation, molecular function: Rab GDP-dissociation inhibitor activity. NCBI's taxonomy places the organism in Eukaryota, Metazoa, Chordata, Mammalia, Rodentia, Cricetidae. Gene Ontology annotation, biological process: protein transport; small GTPase-mediated signal transduction; vesicle-mediated transport.
AUGGGCAUUACAGGGGAAGGGGAGGGGGGAAUCUACAGGGUUCCUUCCACCGAAGCAGAAGCUCUGGCAUCUAGCUUAAUGGGACUGUUUGAAAAACGCCGCUUCAGGAAGUUCCUCGUUUAUGUUGCCAACUUUGAUGAAAAAGAUCCUAGAACUUUUGAGGGCAUUGGCCCUAAGAAGACCUCAGUGAGAGAUGUGUAUAAGAAGUUUGACUUGGGCCAAGAUGUUAUAGACUUCACUGGCCAUUCUCUUGCACUGUACAGAGCAGAUGACUACUUGGAUCAGCCGGGUUAUGAUACCGUUAACAGAACUAAACUUUACAGCGAGUCUUUGGCAAGAUAGGGUAAAAGCCCGGACCUUUAUCUGCUCUAUGGCCUUGGAGAAUUGCCACAAGGAUUUGCCAGGUUAAGUGCUAUAUAUGGAGGUACCUACAUGUUGAAUAAAUCAAUUGAAGAAAUCAUUGUGCAAAAUGGGAAAGUGGUUGGUGUGAAAUCUGAAGGAGAGAUUGCUCACCGUAAGCAGCUCAUCUGUGACCCCAGCUAUGUCAAAGAUCGGGUUGGAAAAGUGGGCCGGGUAAUCAGAGUGAUCUGUGUCCUUAGCCACCCUAUCAAGAAUACCAGUGAUGCCAAUUCCUGCCUGAUCAUCAUUCCACAGAAUCAAGUCAACCACAAGUCAGAUGUCUGUGUUUGCAUGACCUCCUUGGCACACCACGCGGCAGCACAGGGCAAAUACACUGCCAUUGUAAGUACAACUGUGGAGACCAAGGGACCGGAGAAAGCAAUCAGACCAGCUUUGGAACUCUUGGAACCAACUGAACAGAAGUUCGUCAGCAUCAGUGACCUCUUUGUACCGAAAGGUUUGGGAACAGAGAGCCAGCUCUUUAUUUCCCGUGCCUAUGACGCUACCACUCUCUUUGAGACAACCUGUGAUGACAUUAGAAGUAUCUAUAAGAGAAUGACAGGAUCUGAGCUUGACUGUGAAGAAAUGAAGUGCAAGAAGAAUGACAUUUAUGGAGGAGACUAA